UUAUUACUAUAUAUUUAUAUAUUAUGGUUGCAUAGAUUGAAAGAGUGUGUUGUUGUGUUGAGACAUUUUUUAUUUUUGCAAUUAAAAUGAAAACGGGGAAGGUGGCGACGGUGAUCGGAGCUGCGACGGCGUGCGCGGUGGCGGCGGUGGUGGUGCAGCGGUACGUGAAGAAAUCACGGCGAUGGGGGAGAGUAAUGGCGAUAUUGAAGGAGUUGGAGGAGAAGUGCGCCACGCCGAUGUGGAAGCUCAGGCAGGUUGCCGAUGCCAUGACGGUGGAGAUGCAUGCCGGUCUUGCUUCUGAAGGUGGUAGCAAGCUCAAGAUGCUUAUCACUUACGUUGAUAAUCUACCAACCGGCAAUGAGGAAGGGCUAUUUUAUGCAUUGGACCUUGGAGGGACAAACUUUCGAGUGUUACGCGUGCAACUGGGAGGCAAGGAUGGUGGUAUUGUCAGUCAAGAUUUUACUGAGGUUUCAAUUCCUCCUAAUUUGAUGGUUGGGACAUCAGAUGAACUCUUCGAUUAUAUUGCUGCAGAACUUGCGAAAUUUGUUGCCCAAGAAGAUCAAAAGUUUCAAGUUCCUCCUGGUGGACGGAGAGAACUAGGUUUUACCUUUUCAUUUCCUGUCAUGCAAACGUCAAUUACUUCUGGGAACCUUAUCAAGUGGACAAAAGGCUUCAACAUAGAUGAUGCAGUUGGCAAGGAUGUUGUGGCAGCACUGACAGAAGCCAUUCAGAGACAAGGCCUUGAUAUGCGUGUAACAGCUUUGGUCAAUGAUACAGUUGGGACAUUAGCUGGAGGUCGAUACACAAACAAGGAUGUUAUCGCGGCUGUUAUUUUAGGCACUGGAACAAAUGCGGCAUAUGUGGAACGUGCUCAGGCAAUACCAAAAUGGCAUGGUACUUUGCCCAAGACCGGAGAGAUGGUUAUCAAUAUGGAAUGGGGAAACUUCAGGUCGUCACACCUUCCAUUAACUGAGUAUGAUUCUUCAUUAGAUGCUGAGAGUUUAAACCCCGGUGAACAGAUUUUUGAGAAGAUAAUUUCUGGGAUGUACUUGGGAGAAAUUGUUCGUAGAGUUCUGUGCAAAAUGGCUGAAGAAGCUUUAAUUUUUGGUGACACGGUUCCUUCAAAACUGAAAGUUCCAUUCAUAUUAAGGACACCUGACAUGUCUGCAAUGCAUCAUGACUCAUCUGCUGAUCUCAGUGUGGUUGGAAGCAAACUGAAGAGCAUUUUGGAGAUACCUGGUACCCCUCUGGAAGUGAGGAAGGUGGUUGUUGAGCUUUGCAAUAUUAUUGCUACCCGCGGUGCUCGUCUUUCUGCUGCUGGCAUCUUCGGUAUCCUGAAGAAGUUGGGAAAAGACACCAUCAGUGAUGUUGAGGGUCAGAAGAAUGUGAUAGCCAUGGAUGGUGGGUUGUAUGAACAUUACUCUGAGUAUAGCCAGUGCCUGGAGAAUACCCUUCAUGAGUUGGUUGGUGAAGAUGUCUCAAAAAGCGUUGUGAUUGAGCACUCCAAUGAUGGUUCAGGAAUCGGUGCUGCUCUUCUUGCUGCCUCUCAUUCCCAGUACCUUGAAGGUUAAUACUAAUGAUCAUCAUAUUGGGGGUUUGUAUCAAUUCUUUUUGUGGAGGUCAAUACCAAUCCGUUUAAGCCCAUUUUUGCUAUAUUUGCUUGGUUCCAUUUCUCUUCAUAUAUUUCAUUCUUUGAGAAGAAUCCUGCAAUUCUCUCCUGUGGUGUAAGCCUCAAUUCACAUCAUAUUUCACACCACCUGUGUCUACAUUGUUGUUAGGAUAGGAUUUCUUUUGUGACUAAAUUAUUCGAUUAUUUUCAAGAAGUUAUAGUGGUAGUUGGAUUUUUUUUUUGGUCGAAUAGUUGGAUCAAAUAUGCUAUGUGAUGAUACACUGGUUUCUCAAGGUUAAUUGAUGGUCCAUUUCGGCCUUCAAAUGCUA
Messenger RNA from Lotus japonicus, 1938 nucleotides. RefSeq names its product hexokinase-1-like. The coding region runs from base 87 to 1571 and encodes 494 amino acids. The transcript has 9 exons. The record is from RefSeq and is a predicted model, not a curated record. Gene Ontology annotation, cellular component: cytosol; mitochondrion. Gene Ontology annotation, molecular function: fructokinase activity; ATP binding; D-glucose binding. Gene Ontology annotation, biological process: intracellular glucose homeostasis; glycolytic process; glucose 6-phosphate metabolic process. Lineage: Eukaryota; Viridiplantae; Streptophyta; Magnoliopsida; Fabales; Fabaceae.